Messenger RNA from Galdieria sulphuraria, 877 nucleotides. Its product is annotated as ferredoxin. Lineage: Eukaryota; Rhodophyta; Bangiophyceae; Galdieriales; Galdieriaceae. Bases 143 to 700 code for a protein of 185 amino acids. Gene Ontology annotation, molecular function: iron-sulfur cluster binding. The transcript is spliced from 4 exons. The record is from RefSeq and is a predicted model, not a curated record.
UUUCGUUAUGAGCUGGUUGUCACUUGAACACAUCGUUGGUUUCAUCCAUUGGUGGCGUGAGUAGAGAAGAUUGUAGCCAUUCAUUUCAUUUUCAUCUCCUUUCCCAGACUGAUAUAGUUCUCAGUAUUGCAAGAGACUUGUUAUGAAUGGUUUCUGUGAGAGCAGAACAACUUUUCAUUCUAAUAGAAACAGGAAAUUGACUUCCUUUCAUCAUUGCUGUCCUUUAUAUGGAAGCUCUCGUUACUAUACACGAAUCCUUAGGCGACUGACUAGAAACUGUCAACAAUAUCUUUCAUGGACUUGUCAUGGUGAAACCUUUGGAGAUCCAAACGCACGAAAAUAUCGAGUUACUGUUCGCAAUCAAAGGACAGGAGAGUGCUACAUUCGAGACGUACCAACAGAUAGAUAUAUCUGGUGGUCAUUUUUAGAACAAGGAAUUGAAUUACCUUCUUCUUGUGUUAAUGGCUGUUGUACUACUUGUGCCUGCAGAGUAGUUUCCGGAAGAAUAGAACAACCUUUGGCGUUAGGAUUAUUGAAAGAAAUGAAAAACAAAAGAUAUGCUUUGCUGUGUGUUUCCUAUCCAAAGUCUGAUGUCGAAGUGGUACUGCAAGAAGAAGAUGAAGUAUACUGUCGACAGUUUGGAGAUUCUUUUGAAUCAGGAGGUGUCGAAUAUGGAGGUAUCAUACCUGAAGAUGAUUGAGUUUCCAACCUAGUAAACUGAGUUGUCCAAACGAUAUAUAUUUCCUGUUCUACAAGAUGACGGGCCACAUCUCGUUUUGCUUUCAUCGACAGUUUUCAUAGAAAGCAAAGAAUAUAUUCUAAUCAUACAAGGAAUGUCUUAACUUUCACCGUUAUCCAAGCGCACUCAAUUAUGUUA